AUGGAUUUUUUUACGGCCCUUUUGACUUUAGGCAAUUCGGAUUCGGUAGCCGGGGAAUAUGCUUGUGCCUUCAAGCAAGCCGUGACUUCGGACCCGGAGAAUUGGAUUGUAAAGGUGUCACAUAAAUUUGUGGGCCAGUGCUUCCGCAUUCUUGGCCUAAAUUUCAAUGUGAGCGUAGAGGCCUUUGGCAGGACUCAGGAUCUUCCAUACCGCAAUGAUAACGCCAACUAUAUCUAUGAUCCAUUUCCAUCUUUAAUGAAAGAAGUUGACUUGUUUUUUGAACGGCUGCCCAGGAUAUUGGCCGAAUUCGGGGAUGAAGUGGCUAAGGAAGGAUAUGGGACAACGUUUCAGCCAUUGCCAUGUUAUCUCAGUCUGAUCAUAAAGUGGAUCAUGGUGGUCAAGGCCGUGCUAGACGCAAUGGAACAGUUGGGCUGCGGUUCUUCUCCGGAUCGGUUCUUCUACGAACCGCUGUCCAGAAUGUGCUUUAGCAUCCUUGGUGGACUGGCCAAAUUAUUGCCAAAAUAUGGCGAAAACGUUCCGUCACUUAAGAAGGUUUGCUUAUCACUUUCCAUCAACGUUCGCUAUGCUAUAUUACACAAGGAUACCCGCCCAGAGGUGGUUCCACCCAUGCUGAAUAUGUUCAAGGAGAACUACACCCUUUUUUUUGGCCCCGAAAAAUGCGCUUCGGACUUUGUUUACGGUAUCCUUAUCCUUGUGGAGACCAAUGAUGGAAGCUAUAUUCAGGCAUACGAAUUUUUGGAGGCCAUGAUUAACAUGUUUGCCAAGAUUAAAGAUCAAAGUCAAAACUUAUAUCUACGGCCAUUGACCGACGAGUUGAUCUCUGGAAAAUAUCUAGUGCUAUUUAAAAAAUUAACGUCGAGCAAUUCCAGACCUUUGCUUUUGUCCGCCCUAAAAUAUUUGAUGACCCUUCAAAGACAUAUUGUAAGCACAGAAUGCUUUACCAUUCGUUUCCAUCAGGCCCUGUUGCAGGUCGUCCUUCGAAUGCAGAAUUCUUUUCCGUCAGUGGCUUCUCUGGCAGCCGAGGUUUAUAUCACGAUGUCCCAGCGCAAGCACCAAGAUCGGGAUAUAGCACAGCAAAUUCUGGAGACCUAUAUAAAGAUUAACAAUAAUCCACGAAAAAAUGUUACCUAUGCGCAGUUCCGAAAUGAACUCAGGCGCUAUCUGAAGACCCUUAUCCGACAUUUUCCCGCAUUGCAAGAAUUCGAGUUCUACGCUAGUCUUCUCACUGCUAAAAAUGAGAGCUUAGAAUUGAGCGUUAUUGCCGCCCAAUCUGCGAGCAUUGUCUUUGAAUUGCAUAUGGAAGGGUACAACUUGUGGCCAGAAGCAUGUGAGCAAGUCAACAAAUUCCUGCGCUGCUGGCCACUUUUUCUCCAGUCCUCGAUAAGUCAAACUCGACCUGUACUCUACAGUAUUUAUGGUAUGAUCGAUUUUGCCUCUGUAGCGCAGAAUGAUGUCGAUCUGCUUUUGAGCUUGGAGACCUAUUGCCUAGAUCACUUUUUAAAUGACGACACUCUCAGCGAGGCUGAGCUCUAUGGACUUUACAACGAUAUAUCGCGUUCUGUGGAUGAAACGGGCAAUAUUCAAAUACACACAACAGCAGCGAGAGCUUUACUUGAUCAACAAUCUGAAUUGAAGGACCAGUUAGAUAAAUCCAACUCUAGUGGGCCGGAAAAGAAGGAGCUAUUGGACGCGUAUGCCAAAAGUAUUCCCCGCCUUCAUGCGCUUUUGAUGACCAAUAAGCUUCACAGUCGCUAUGUAGUGGACAUUUACGAGACACUAGUUAAAUAUGUGCUGGAAAUGCCCACUCAAAAUGACAGCAUAACGCUCUAUGGCUCUGAAAGCUUGGCUGCUACUUUAAUCCUUUUAUACGAAAAUCUAAAGGACUCGGAAGACAAGAUGGGCGUCAAGAUAUCCGUUCUAAUUCACCAGUUGCAAGAUUUUUGCGUUUCUCAGUUUUCUAACGUCAAUCUUGACUUGAAACGAGCCAAGUUCUUUUUCUGUUCUAUUCUCAUAUUGUAUAUCAGCCCUUUGCCAUUUUUGGAACUUGAUAGCUCUACUUAUGACAAGCUUUUGGACCAAUUAACCUCUCCACUACCAUUGCAACCUAAAAACGAUCUGCUUGCGAAUAGUUAUUUGCCAGAGAUGCAUGUCAUCUUUCGGCAACUCAUUCGGACAAAACAUAUUGAAUUGCCUAAUAAUCGUAUAUGGAAGGUGUUAAUACAAUACAAAAUGUCGGCAAAUAAGUUAAAGUACCUUGACCCCGAAAUUGAGGAGCUUAUCGCUGACCUCUUGAAGUGCCGAGUCGAAAGUUACGUGCAAUGCUUGCCAAUCAUUGAGUUGAACAUUUGCAAAGAUCACAAGGUCAAGAAGCGAGCCUUAGCUGCUUUAAAAGCCCACCUGGCGCUCAUCGAUAAAUACGCAUCCACUUUGGACUCCUGGCUGCUGCGGUUUAUAAUUCUUCAAAAUUCGCUUGAUGUCUUGAACAAAACCAUGCGUAUUGGGCGACUCGAAGCGACCAGUUCACGUAAACGAAAUCGGCUUCUUCCGCUGCAGCAUUUCCUGGGUUUGGUGUCGAAUUUGCGACUUCAGGAAAAGCACUUCCUUAGCAUCGCCAAAAUGUUGCACACCAUAAAAGAGGAGGCGAUUGGACCUCAAGAAAGUUCGGAAUUCGAAAACUUUACUACAAAGAUCAGUGUAUUUAAAUAUCAGGCCGAAGAUGAACAGCUGGAGGCAACAAAUAACGAGAAUUUUGAGGGUGAACUUAUUGAAUUGCCUCCUGGGCCACUCAAUUUUUGGCAAUACAAUACUCUUCAUGAUAAUAAGGACUCGUCUACAUAACUCGUCAAUGAUAACCCUUCAAUUACUGGAGAACUUUCGCACUUUUAUGAAUUCCACUCAUUAGUUAUUGGACACAAUAUGAAUGAUGACAAAACACGUUUUUAAUUAUCCCCAGAAAUAUAUGCGAAGUUGUGUAAUAAUUAUAAUAAACAUAGAAUAAGCAUAUAUGUAUAAAAUUAUUGCUUAAUAAAGAAAAAAACAAAAGAAAAUAUUGAAUUUGCGAUCAAACCUGUAUUUCAUAAAACCAUAUUACGGUAAGCAGC
This is a messenger RNA of Drosophila ficusphila, 3122 nucleotides long. RefSeq lists its product as uncharacterized. Lineage: Eukaryota; Metazoa; Arthropoda; Insecta; Diptera; Drosophilidae. The transcript is spliced from 11 exons. Bases 1 to 2859 code for a protein of 952 amino acids. The record is from RefSeq and is a predicted model, not a curated record.